AUGAGUGGACAGGAGAAUAAGCGUUUCCUGAGUACCGGUGACCAAGCAGCAAAAGGGAAUUAUGGCUUGUUGGAUCAGAUCCAGGCUUUGCGCUGGACCAGUGAGAACAUUGCAGCCUUUGGCGGCGAUCCAUUGCGAAUCACUGUGUUUGGCUCCGGAGCUGGAGCUUCCUGUGUGAACCUGCUCACGCUGUCUCACUACUCAGAGGGAAACCGCUGGAGCAACUCAACAAAAGGCCUGUUCCAGAGGGCCAUCGCUCAGAGCGGCACAGCUCUGUCUAGCUGGGCUGUCAGUUUUCAGCCUGCCAAAUAUGCUCGAAUGCUGGCUCGGAAGGUAGGCUGCAACCUGGAGGACACUGUGGAGCUUGUGUUGUGCCUGCAGAGAAAACAUUACAAGGAGCUUGUGGAUCAAGACAUCCAGCCGGCCCGUUAUCACAUUGCCUUCGGCCCUGUUAUUGAUGGCGAUGUUAUACCUGAUGACCCUCAGAUUUUAAUGGAACAAGGUGAGUUCCUCAACUAUGAUAUAAUGCUGGGAGUGAACCAGGGCGAGGGCCUUAAGUUUGUCGAGCUUAUCGUGGACAAUGAGAAUGGCGUCCAAGCUAAUGACUUCGACUACGCCGUGUCCAGCUUUGUGGAUGACCUUUAUGGCUACCCAGAAGGCAAAGACAUCCUCCGAGAGACCAUCAAGUUUAUGUACACUGACUGGGCUGAUAGGCAUAAUCCAGAGACACGCCGGAAGACACUCCUAGCACUUUUCACCGAUCACCAGUGGGUAGCACCAGCAGUUGCCACAGCUGACCUGCACUCCAGUUUUGGAUCUCCAACCUACUUCUAUGCUUUCUACCACCACUGUCAGACGGAACAGGUACCACCCUGGGCAGAUGCAGCACAUGGAGACGAGAUCCCAUAUGUGUUUGGCCUGCCUAUGAUUGGACCAACAGAGCUGUUUCCCUGCAAUUUCUCCAAGAACGACGUUAUGCUCAGUGCUGUGGUUAUGACCUACUGGACAAACUUUGCCAAGACAGGGGACCCAAACCAGCCUGUACCCCAGGACACCAAGUUCAUCCACACUAAGCCCAAUCGUUUUGAAGAAGUGGCAUGGACACGCUACAACCAGAAAGACCAGCUUUACCUCCACAUUGGCCUGAAGCCCCGGGUCAAAGAGCAUUACCGUGCCAAUAAGGUCAACUUGUGGUUGGAGCUGGUUCCUCAUCUACACAGUCUCAAUGAGGUCACCCAGCUCAUCCCAACCACCACCAAGAUUCCUCCACCAGAGACUACUAAUCGAAUACCGAAGACCAAAGUUCUGGUGACCAAACGUCCUAACCCAACCCCAUUCCCCACUGAGACACAGGACAGUCACAACCAACCACAUCUUGUGGACCAGCGUGACUACUCCACUGAACUAUCUGUAACCAUUGCUGUGGGAGCAUCCCUGCUUUUCCUUAAUAUCCUGGCUUUUGCUGCACUUUACUACAAAAAGGACAAGCGCCGGCACGAUGUUCAUAGACGCUGCAGCCCCCAGCGGAGUGCCGCAAAUGACCUUGCCCAUACUCAAGAGGAGGAAAUCAUGUCUCUACAGAUGAAGCAGCACUCAGACCUGGACCGAGAUUGCAGGGGGGUUGGCGACUCCCUGCACCCGCAUGACGUGGUUCUGAGGACUGCCUGCCCACCGGACUAUACUCUGGCCAUGAGGCGCUCACCAGAUGACAUCCCGCUCAUGACACCAAACACCAUAACCAUGAUCCCCAGCACCAUGGGAGGGCUCACCUCACUCCACUCUUUCAAUACCUUCCCCAGCAGUGGCCAGAACAACACCCUGCCCCACCCGCACCCACACUCACACUCCACCACCCGAGUAUAGCCCUGUGGAUGCACCCAUGCAGGCAGGACUCUGAUGGCUGAGGCUAAAGCUAAUGCCGCUGACGCAGCAGAGACUGAAGGCCAACUUUCUGACAAACACAAGUAUGUCAUGAGAUGAAAUGCCAUCCUGGAGUUGCCAGAAACCCAUGGAAUUACACUGGGACUGUACGACACCCUGUUAAUACCUGAGGAAAUAUAGUCAAGAGUUUCUGAGGGUUUGGACCAGGGAAAAAAGAAUAAUUAUCUUUUUGUACAAAAAUUUAAGACAAGAAAAAAAUACAUAUAAAGAGCUGAAGAUAAACAACCUCUAAAGCUAAAACAAAGAGGAGGAUGUUUUUUUAUUGUUAUUAUUUUUGUUCUGAUAUUGCAGCAAAACAAGGUACAGUAAAAAUACUUUCUCUUUCUAGCAACAGAUAUGGCCUUCGGGAUCUUUUGACAAAUGACUGCUUGAGAGUAUUAUCUGGAUACAGAAGAGAGCAUCAGACACACCUUGGAGGUGAGAAGAAGGGAGCUCUUUGUAAAAGAAAGAAAGCGCGUUGUUUUCCUUCGGCAUCACGCUAGAGAUUACUCUGUGGGGUACAAUGUAGAUGCCAUGCAAACCAAUUUAGGCAUGUCUUGACAUCAUAAAUGGAGGCUAUGUAAGAUAAGGUAAAAAAGAAAAAAAACAAUUGUUGAAAAGA
Messenger RNA from Pundamilia nyererei, 2542 nucleotides. It is a transcript of the gene nlgn1, whose product is annotated as neuroligin 1. Gene Ontology annotation, cellular component: membrane. The coding region runs from base 1 to 1863 and encodes 620 amino acids. The record is from RefSeq and is a predicted model, not a curated record. Gene Ontology annotation, molecular function: neurexin family protein binding. The transcript has 8 exons. Lineage: Eukaryota; Metazoa; Chordata; Actinopteri; Cichliformes; Cichlidae.